AUGCAACUUCUUGCGGCUCUCCAGCUUGGGCUCCUAGCUCUAGCAACGCCAGGACUAUGUGCUUCGUCCGGAUGGGGGUUUGCUGAUGGCACGCUAUCUAUUCAACAAAAAGGCGCUGGGAUAGGCGGUGGCCAGAAACAGAAGUUAUCAGAAAACAAGCCGCUGGCAAAACCCGUAACACUGAAUGAUGCGGGCACAUUAAAACUUCUCUUAACGAUACAAGACGAUCGAGCUGCGAUGAAGCCUCACCAAGCUUUCUUGAUGCUCAAGGAGAGUGAAACAGGCCUCGACAUCUCAUAUCCACUUAGUGUCAAGGGAAAUGGAAAGGCCCUUGUCGAGUUGAACCACAAGGACCUCCCAGUACAAUUGCUUGCGGCUAAAACCCCAAUCGAAGCUUCUCUAUUGAUUGCCUCCUUCGGGGCCUCGAACGGUUAUAAUAAGCCCAUCUUCAAACUAGCCAUUGACCGCAACCCAGACGACCCUCUGCCAUCCUCCCAUGCUCUCCGAUAUGGUAAAUUGGAGGAAAUUCACCACAUAUUUAAAUCCGACCCCCGCAGCCCACCUGUGAUCAUCUCCUUGAUCUUUACACUUGCUGUGCUAGCUACAUUACCGCUCCUAGCAAUUUCCUGGUUCUAUCUAGGCGCCAACGCCAACCAUCUCUCCGUGGCUCUAAAAUCCUCCCCACUUCCACAUGUGGUGUUUGUUGGGUCAAUCAUCGGCCUCGAGUUAACAUUCUUCAUGUACUAUACCAGCUGGAAUCUGUUCCAAACUCUUCCGGUUGCAGCAGCAAUUGGUGUCGUAGCUGUGCUGAGUGGAAGCCGUGCACUAGGAGAGAACACCAGCACUUACACACUCAGAUAUACCCCAAUGGGCACAUCAGCAUCAAAACCAGCGCGCGCAGCCGCCACAGCAGCGUCCCGUCGUCAAUACCCUCUCCGACCCUCGCCGUCGACCACAUCCACGCCCGCACGACCACAGCCCGCAGCAGCAGCAGAGAAAGAUACACAAAAGCAAGGUCCUGUCUACCAUUCACAAGAGAAAGCGAGCGCUACACGGUCCGAAGCAAUCGACCUUGACGCGCGCGAUCCAGACUUUGAUGCCUCUCUACGCUCCAUAGGGCCAGUAACUCCUACUCCCACGCUCUCACGGACCAGUAUAUUCAAUCAGGGGCGGCAACAGGGUGCGUCGUCACCUUCCGGGCCGAAUCGAGCGGAUACAGCAAACCCGUCGCUGUUAACAUUGUCGUCACGAACACGGAUAUCCGCUGAGGCAGAGGCGGAUUUUGAGUCGUUGGGUAGACGAGACCAUAUGGGGCGUCGGUUCGUUGAUGUCGUUAGCCUGAAGCAGAUUCUUUCCAUGAGAGAUGAGCAGGGUGUUAGCGAGGACGUUAUUGAGAAGCAGUUUGGGUUACGGAAGGGAGUUCUCGCAACGUUAGGUCCUAAGGGGGUCGUCGCUGGUGUUCGAUGA
Messenger RNA from Arthroderma uncinatum, 1467 nucleotides. RefSeq lists its product as uncharacterized. NCBI's taxonomy places the organism in Eukaryota, Fungi, Ascomycota, Eurotiomycetes, Onygenales, Arthrodermataceae. The record is from RefSeq and is a predicted model, not a curated record. Gene Ontology annotation, cellular component: oligosaccharyltransferase complex; membrane. The transcript has 6 exons. Gene Ontology annotation, biological process: protein N-linked glycosylation. Bases 1 to 1467 code for a protein of 488 amino acids.